Didymella exigua CBS 183.55 is the source of this 778-nucleotide messenger RNA. RefSeq lists its product as uncharacterized. The record is from RefSeq and is a predicted model, not a curated record. Lineage: Eukaryota; Fungi; Ascomycota; Dothideomycetes; Pleosporales; Didymellaceae. The transcript has a single exon. Bases 31 to 504 code for a protein of 157 amino acids.
GGUCAACAUCCAAAGAAGCUGGCGUUCACAAUGGCGUCCAAGAAGACAUCCGGCACCUCUUGCGCCAUCGUCCUGCUGCCGUCCUGCAGCACGUCGCCAAUCUCUGUAAGCUUUGUGCCUCAUCAGUGCUAUGUUCUACACGCGCUAUGGUUCGCCUCUUGGUGGCGAGUCACGACUUCAGUCCCCUUCACAUGUUCAGGUGUUGGGGAGAGGUUCGUUCAUUCAAAAAUGUGUUCUACUCAGUCGUACUCCCCUUCUGCUCCAUCUGUCGCUCUAUUGAACGCCAGAUUGACUUGUAUAUACGCAUCUGCUUUGUCCCGCCGGUCUGGAAGCCUCCAAGAGUUCUCGAAUGCGGCAGCUCAUUGUGCGGCUUGGCUACUACAGGUCAGCGAAAAGGCUCGAUAUUUCAUGAACGAGACCACAUGUCAGCUACUCGCACUCGGCGCAAGCCUUCUUCAGGUCAACAAGCCGCUUGUCAAGACGCAGGGGGAUUGCCACCAAUAAAGCGAUGCAUGUAUACUUCCAGCCGUCGGUGCACCACGGAGCCUACACUAGAGCAACCUCAAGGGGAUUGUAUUCGGUCACCUGGGCGCGGGUAACUUCUAUAAAGGAGGCAACUUUCGCAAAGGUAGCGUUGCAGAUGGCGAGUUGAACGUUGCUCGAGGCAAGUCAUGGUGCUAGGGGCAGGUUCUGUGGGGUAGGUUCUAGGGAAGGAAGUGUUCAUAUGGAGAUAUACAGUGGGAGAAGAUUGAUGAGAAGGUAGAAUAUUGAGGUGCUU